AUGGGGAAUUCAUUCUUUGCUGCACUCAAGCUGAGGUUUGAUGAGCGCGUGACAGAAUCCGCCACAAAGCAGAAUCUAGACUCUGAAGAGAUCGUGAAGCCUAGUGUUAGCUGUCGGAUCAUAAGUCAGGACAUGUGGUGGGGAGCAAUCGGGUCCUCCUUCACGGUGUUUGUCGGAGGUCUAUUGCUUAUAGUGCUGUAUAGAGGCAUUAGGAUCUGCUACACUGAACUGCACAGAAUCGCCUACGGUGAACAAGCCAGGUGCACGCCGCCCGCGGUCUCGAUGCUUCGAUCUCCAAGACGCUUCCGUCGGCGAAGUCGGCAAGGAAUCGGGUCAUCCCCCCCGAAGGUGCAGAUCUUCCAGGCCGUUCCUGGAGACAUAGAAAUGCCAAACCACACGGCCGGUGCGAAAACCCACCUCUCGCGGGGAACUGUAGUUUGUACUGCAGAUCACGGGCUUCAACAGAACCCCAGCCACCUCGUAAAGAAAACAAAGACUGAGAAAGGAAGAGCUCACUUCGCUGCACUGUCUGAUGCUAAAUCUGUUUCAGGCGAUCACUCAUCUGAACUCCACGAGAACACCAAAGUUACGGCACGCUGGCCUGAUGAUGGAGAUCCAGGAAUGGGCUCAGCGCAUGAUAUCGGCUCAGUCUUGGGUUGGCCGAGGCCUUGUGAGUACACGAGGGUCCACAUUCGGAACAAGGGCAUUGGAGCUGGUGUACUGAGGUCCAUUGAAGACACUUGGGUAGUCCUGAGGACACUGGAGGUGGUCGACCUGGGAUUUAAUUCUUUCUUUCUCUUCUACUUUGGCCUACGUUUCAUCGCCGCCGACGACAAGUUCUGGUUCUGGGUAGAGCUGAACUCCAUUGUGGAUUUUUUCACCAUCCCCCCAGUCAUCAUCUCUCUCUACUUCAAGCGUGACUGUAUCGGUCUGAGGUUCAUGAGGACACUCCGUCUACUGCAGCUGCCUGAAAUCCUGCAAUACCUACGGAUCCUCAGGAAGCACACCAAAAUCAAACUCGUGAGUCUUCUGUCGGUGUUUGUGGGAACCUGGCUGACAGCUGCUGGCUUCAUCCACACAAUUGAGAAUUCCGGAGAUCCCUGGAGGCAGGAGAACAACAGCCAACAGCUGACCUACUGGCAGUGUGUCUACCUACUCCUAGUCACCAUGUCGACCGUCGGCUUUGGUGACCUAACUGCCAGGACCACUCUCGGCCAGGUCUUCAUGGCCUUCUUCAUCAUCCUGGGCAUGGUACUGUUUGCAAGUCAUGUCCCUGAGAUCAUUGAGCUCAUCGGAAGCCAUCACAAGUACACAGGCUCCUACAGAGCAGUCGUGGGUAAGAAGCACAUUAUAGUGUGUGGCCACAUCACCCUCAGCAGUCUUCAUGAGUUGCUGAAAAACUUCAGCUGGAAGGAGAGGGAGGAGAGUUCAACCAUCAUUGUGAUCCUCGAGGACUUUAUUCCUGGUCUGGAGCUCCAGGCCCUGUUCAAACGCCACCUCAUACAGAUGCAGUUUUUCCAGGGAUCGGUUCUGAAGCCGACGGAUUUGGACAGGGUUCAGCUGGACAAAGCCGACGCCUGUCUGAUUUUAGCUGACAAGAAUUGUCUCAACCCUGAAGCUGAAGAUUCUGCAAACAUCAUGAAGGCCAUUGCUAUGAAACAGUACUCACCCAAGAUUCGGAUCAUCGCCCAAGUGCUUCAGUACCACAGCAAGGGGUACCUGCAGAACCUACCGAGCUGGAACUUGGUGCACAGGGACAGUGUGAUCUGCCUGAAUGAGCUGAAGAUGGGAUUCAUUGCUCAGAACUGCCUCUUGCCAGGCUUCUCCACUCUGCUCGCCAACCUGUUCAUCAAAAAAUCCCAGGUGGAGCAUAAGACAGGAACCUGGCUGGAUAUCUACCAAGAAGGAGUCAGCCAAGAGAUUUUCACGGAAUAUCUGUCGGACGCCUUUGUGGGGAUGUCGUUUCCUGCAGUGUGCCAGAUUUGCUACCUGAAACUGAAGCUGCUGCUCAUUGCCAUUCAGUACCAGACAGACCCAGGAACGGUCAGUAUUGUGAUAAACCCAAAUGCCAGCAUCCUGAUCGAGGAACAAACCCUUGGCUUCUUCAUCGCCAAGAAGCAAAGCCACGUACAGAGGGCAAACUUCUACUGCACUGAGUGUCACGGUGACGUCCACAACCCCCGGCACAUCAGGACGUGUACCUGCCGCAAGAAGUUGAACAAGGACAAGCCGAUUGAUGGUGUCAUUCAAGUGCAGUCGUUCGGGGUCCUGCCCAGGCAAACAGCCUCUACUGAAUUGAUAGAUUCUGCGUUGGCCAGGGAGAAGGUGAGCCUGGAUUCCACCGGAAUGUUCCACUGGUGUCCACCCAAGGCUAUCACGGAAGUGACCCUGAGCCGUGCCACGGUAUCGCGCCUGCAGCUGUCGAACCAUGUCAUCGUCUGCAUCUUUAGCGAGCCCAAGUUCCCUCUGAUCGGCCUGCGCAACUUCGUGAUGCCUCUGCGUGCCAGCAGCUUCACCUACAAGGAGCUCAAGGCUAUUGUGUUCGUGGUGUCCCUGGAGUAUAUCAGCAAGGAAUGGGAAACCAUCAGUAACUUUCCCAAGGUCUUCAUCCUGCCGGGAUCUCCACUCUGCCGAGCUGACCUAAAGGCAGCCAACAUCGCUACCUGUGACAUGACUGUGGUCAUCUCCUCCAAUCGGACCCACUUCGAGGAGAGGAGCCUGGAGGACAAAGAGUGUAUCCUGGCCACCCUGAACCUGACGUCCAUGCUCUUUGAGAAGCUCAAGUACUCCGAUGACCCAAUGACAAAGUCUGAAGUGAACUUCUUGGCCAAUACAGAUGUGUGUGCCUCAGUUGACAGAUAUCAUUACAGAGUCCCUAUCAUUACUUCACUCGUUCACCAAUCGAACGUCUAUUUUCUGGACCAGGGAGACCGAGGUGAAGCGGACACCGAUCUGUAUCUCACCAAGCCUCACGCCAGUGGGUGUGUGUUUGCCUUCAGUAUCCUGAACUCUCUGACAUGUAUGACGUACUUCAAUGACAAUAUUCUGCUGCUGAUCCGCACCCUGGUGACAGGAGGCGCCUCCCCAGAGCUCGAUGAGCAGCUGGCUGAUGAGGACGCACUGAGGGGCAGUAUCAAUGCCCAGGACAACAUGGACCAGAGGAACCGCUGCAAGCUGGCUUGUAUCACCAUGUGCGACAGGCGCUUUGAGGAGUUUGCGGUGGGUCACGUUGUGUUCUGA
Mobula hypostoma (lesser devil ray) is the source of this 3240-nucleotide messenger RNA. Its product is annotated as calcium-activated potassium channel subunit alpha-1-like. The coding region runs from base 1 to 3240 and encodes 1079 amino acids. Lineage: Eukaryota; Metazoa; Chordata; Chondrichthyes; Myliobatiformes; Myliobatidae. The transcript has 25 exons. Gene Ontology annotation, biological process: potassium ion transmembrane transport. Gene Ontology annotation, molecular function: large conductance calcium-activated potassium channel activity. Gene Ontology annotation, cellular component: postsynaptic membrane. The record is from RefSeq and is a predicted model, not a curated record.